AUGAUCGCCAGAGGGAAGAAUGCCUCAGACCUCUUCCCAGCCGUGGUGAAGAAUGUGGCCUGCAAGAACAUCGAGGUGAAGAAGCUGGUCUAUGUGUACCUGGUGCGCUAUGCUGAGGAGCAGCAGGAUCUGGCUCUGCUGUCCAUCUCAACCUUUCAGAGAGGCCUGAAGGACCCUAACCAGUUGAUCCGGGCCAGUGCUCUGCGUGUGCUCUCCAGCAUCAGAGUCACCAUCAUCGUUCCCAUCAUGAUGCUGGCCAUCAAAGAGGCUGCCUCCGACAUGUCCCCCUAUGUGAGGAAGACGGCCGCUCACGCCAUCCCCAAACUCUACAGCUUGGACCCAGAGCAGAAGGACUGUCUGAUUGAGGUCAUUGAGAAGCUCCUGGCUGAUAAAACCACGCUAGUGGCAGGUAGUGUUGUCAUGGCCUUUGAGGAGGUGUGUCCUGAGCGCAUAGACCUGAUCCAUAAGAACUACCGUAAGCUGUGUAACCUGCUGAUCGACGUGGAGGAGUGGGGUCAGGUGGUCAUCAUCAACAUGCUCACGCGCUACGCCCGGACGCAGUUCCUCAACCCCAACAUGAACGAAUCCCUGUUGGAGGAGGGUGGUGGAGAGAACGCCUUCUAUGGCUCUGAUAAUGAUGAUGACACCGAAGAUGAGGAAGACGAGGAGAAGGAGAAGAAGAAGACUGAGGCGACUGCCAUUGUCAAGAGGAAGCCUUACGUCAUGGACCCAGACCACCGGCUACUGCUGAGGAAUACCAAGCCCCUACUGCAGAGCCGAAACGCAGCAGUGGUGAUGGCUGUGGCUCAGCUAUAUUUCCACCUGGCACCCAAAGCGGAGGUAGGCGUCAUUGCCAAGGCUCUGGUGCGCCUCAUGAGGAGUCACAGUGAAGUGCAAUAUGUCGUCCUUCAGAAUGUGGCAACGAUGUCCAUCAAGAGAAGGGGGAUGUUUGAGCCCUAUCUGAAUAGUUUCUACAUCCGCUCCACAGACCCAACCCAGAUUAAAGUCCUCAAGCUGGAGGUUUUGACCAAUUUGGCCAACGAGACAAACAUAUCCACCAUCCUGAGAGAGUUUCAGACGUACAUUAAAAGCAAUGAUAAAGAUUUUGUGGCUGCUACCAUCCAGGCCAUCGGCCGCUGUGCCACCAACAUUGGGGAGGUGAGGGACACCUGCCUCAACGGCCUGGUGCAGCUGCUCUCCAACCGCGAUGAGUUAGUGGUGGCCGAGUCAGUGGUGGUGAUUAAGAAGCUGCUGCAGAUGCAGCCCGAGCAACACAGUGACAUCAUCAAGCACAUGGCCAAACUCACCGACAACAUCCAGGUGCCCAUGGCGCGGGCCAGUAUCCUGUGGCUGAUCGGGGAGUACUGCGAGCACGUUCCCAAGAUCGCUCCGGAUGUCCUGAGGAAGAUGGCCAAGACCUUCACCAACGAGGAAGACAUCGUCAAGCUGCAGAUCAUCAACAUGGCUGCCAAGCUCUACCUGACCAACUCCAAACAGACAAAACUGCUCACUCAGUACGUGCUGAACCUGGCCAAGUACGAUCAGAACUAUGACAUCCGUGACCGGGCGCGCUUCAUCCGCCAGCUCAUUGUGCCCACUGACAAGAGUGGUGCCCUCAGCAAGUAUGCCAAGAAGCUGUUCCUGGCCCUCAAGCCUGCGCCCAUCCUCGAGUCUCCAUUUAAAGAUCGAGACCACUUCCAGCUGGGCUCGUUGUCCCACCUGCUGAAUGCCAAGGCUGGCGGCUACCAGGUGCUGCCCGACUGGCCCGAGGCCGCCCCAGACCCCUCUGUGCGCAACGUGGAGGUUAUUACGCUGCUCGAAAGAGUCACAACUUUAACCAGCGUGCCGGAGUGGACCAAGUGCAGCAGCCGCGAGAAAAGAAAAGAAAAGAAGGCGGACAAGCCAUUCUACUCUGACUCGGAGGGCGAGUCUGGCCCAACCGAAUCUGCUGACAGUGUAUCAGACACAGCCAGCGGCUCAGAGAGUGGCAGUGGCAGUGAGGAGAGCGGCUCGGGAUCCGAGAGUGAGGAGAGCAACGAGGAGUCCGAGUCUGCAAGUGAGGAGGAAGAGAAGAAGAAGAAAAAGAAGAAUGUGGAGAAGAUCAAAGCAAGGAAACCUGUUCCAGAAAGUGAAAGUGAGCAGAGCAGUGGAGAGGAUGAGAAGAAGAGUGAGAGGAAGAGCAAACCGCGGAUUGGUAGCUCCGAGUCUGAAUCCGAGGAGGACGAGGAUAGUGAAUCAGAGAGCAGCGAGUCAGAGGAAGAGGAGUCAGAAGAGGAGUCAGAUGAGGAGACCAAGAAGAAAAAGAAGGUGGGUAAUGAGAGAGAGACUCGGAAAUACACAUUCUACAGCACACACACACACACACACACACACACACACACACACAGAGACGUAACACACACAUUCUACAUUGGCAUUAUCUGAUGGUUGGCAUAAAGCACAUUUUAUAUUCUUCGAUGUCAACAUUCCCAAUGUAUACAGUAAACUAAUAAACUUAAAGGGCAAUUCUGCCACUUUUCAACCUCAUAUUCAUAAUCUCCAGCACCAACCAGUGUCUACAUAUGUGAAAACAGUGCGUUUCUGUGGUUAAAAAGACAAGAAGAAAGGUCAUAAAGAAAUGCUUCUCUGUGACAUCACA
Coregonus clupeaformis (lake whitefish) is the source of this 2638-nucleotide messenger RNA. RefSeq names its product AP-3 complex subunit beta-2. The transcript has 19 exons. NCBI's taxonomy places the organism in Eukaryota, Metazoa, Chordata, Actinopteri, Salmoniformes, Salmonidae. The annotation marks the transcript as partial. Gene Ontology annotation, cellular component: AP-3 adaptor complex; membrane coat. Gene Ontology annotation, biological process: anterograde synaptic vesicle transport; vesicle-mediated transport; intracellular protein transport. The record is from RefSeq and is a predicted model, not a curated record.